AUGUUCUUUCACUUGUCGAUGGAACAUGAAGUGUGCCUUCAUCCCAAGUAUUUCGGAGCAAAUCUCAACGAAACCAUCAAAAUGAAGCUUUUCGCCGAGGUGGAAGGCACGUGUACUGGCAAAUUUGGCUUCGUCAUCGCUGUGACGACAAUCGAUACUAUCGGACAUGGACUUAUUCAGCCUGGUCGCGGAUUUGUAAUAUAUCCCGUCAAGUACAAAGCGAUUGUAUUCCGGCCAUUCAAAGGCCAGGUUGUUGAUGCUGUGGUUAAUCAAGUUAAUAAAGUUGGAAUAUUUUGCGAUAUCGGUCCACUGUCAUGUUUCAUUUCAAGGCAUUGUAUUCCUCCAGACAUGGAAUUUGACCCGAAUUCAAAUCCGCCUUGUUACAAAACUGAAGAUGAAACCUCAAUCAUAAAGCAGGAUGAUGAAAUUCGAGUGAAGCUCAUCGGAACUCGAGUUGAUGCUAAUGACAUAUUUGCCAUUGGUACUCUCAUGGACGACUUUUUGGGCCUCUGUUCCACUGAAUGA
Messenger RNA from Cooperia oncophora, 525 nucleotides. NCBI's taxonomy places the organism in Eukaryota, Metazoa, Nematoda, Chromadorea, Rhabditida, Trichostrongylidae. The record is from the annotation of a GenBank genome assembly.